Lolium rigidum is the source of this 436-nucleotide messenger RNA. Its product is annotated as histone H4. Bases 36 to 347 code for a protein of 103 amino acids. Gene Ontology annotation, biological process: nucleosome assembly. Gene Ontology annotation, molecular function: protein heterodimerization activity; structural constituent of chromatin; DNA binding. The record is from RefSeq and is a predicted model, not a curated record. Gene Ontology annotation, cellular component: nucleosome. The transcript has a single exon. NCBI's taxonomy places the organism in Eukaryota, Viridiplantae, Streptophyta, Magnoliopsida, Poales, Poaceae.
CAAUCCUGCACCAGAACAACUCAAACUCAGCAGCAAUGUCGGGCCGUGGCAAGGGAGGCAAAGGUCUGGGCAAGGGCGGCGCCAAGCGCCACCGCAAGGUCCUCCGCGACAACAUCCAGGGCAUCACCAAGCCGGCCAUCCGGCGCCUGGCUCGCCGCGGCGGCGUCAAGCGCAUCUCCGGCCUCAUCUACGAGGAGACCCGCGGCGUCCUCAAGAUCUUCCUCGAGAACGUCAUCCGCGACGCCGUCACCUACACCGAGCACGCCCGCCGCAAGACCGUCACCGCCAUGGACGUCGUCUACGCGCUCAAGCGCCAGGGACGCACCCUCUACGGCUUCGGAGGCUGAGCUCGGUUGUUUCUCUUUUGCUGGGUUGGCCUGUGCCUAGAGCUGCUAGGCUUUCGAUUUGGUUGCGUGAAUGUAGUCUGUACUGGAAA